AUUCUUUUGCGAGUAGUUCCGUUUUCCGAGUAAUAUUAAAAGUAACGUGAACCAUGAAGGCGGCCUUUCUUUUGGCCGGGCUUUUUGCGCUGGUCCACGCAGACACGCCGGCUAGCUCCAAAGUCGUCUGCUACUACGACAGCAAAAGUUAUGUCCGAGAAUCGAACGCGCGGAUGCUGCCUCUGGACUUGGACCCCGCUCUAUCCUACUGUUCCUAUUUGGUGUAUGGCUACGCUGGCAUCCAGCCCGACACUUACAAAAUGGUGCCCCUCAAUGAAAACCUUGACAUCGGGAAAUCGCACGACAAUUACCGAGCCAUCGUUAACUCUGCGCAUAAGCUUCCGAACCUGAAGGCUCUUCUCUCCGUGGGAGGCGACGCCGAUAAAGAAGAUGAACUUAAAUAUAACACUCUGUUGGAGUCACCUCAGAGUCGCACGGCUUUCGUAAACUCCGGAGUGUUGCUCGUGCAGCAAUAUGGGUUCGACGGGCUUGACCUCGCCUGGCAGUUCCCGAGAAUCAAGCCCAAGAAGAUCCGCUCCACUUGGGGAAGUUUAUGGCAUGGCGUUAAAAAAACUUUUGGUACGACUCCCGUGGACGACAAGGAAUCGGAGCAUCGCGAGGGAUUCACAGCUCUAGUGCGUGAGUUGAGGUCCGCCCUCAACGCUGUCCGGCCCAACAUGCAGCUCUCCGUCACCAUUCUACCGAACGUUAACUCUUCAGUGUACAUCGACGUGCCUUCCAUCAUUAACCAUGUAGACUACAUCAACAUAGAGUCUUUCGACUACUACACUCCGGAACGGAACCCGAAGGAGGCAGACUACGCGUCGCCGACCUACACGCCGCAGGGCCGCAACAACCUACUCAAUACUGACGCAGUAGUUUCCUAUUUUUUACAAAGCGGGGCGCCAAGCGGGAAGAUCAUCGUCGGUAUUUCCACCAUCGGCCGUACCUGGAAACUCGACUCUGACAGCGAGAUCUCGGGAGUGCCGCCCCUACACGCUGACGGCCCUGGUGAAGCAGGUCCUUACACCAAAAUCGAGGGUCUCCUGAGCUACCCCGAGGUCUGCGCCAAGCUGAUUAACCCCAACCACCAGAAAGGCAUGCGUCCCCAUUUGAGAAAGUUCACCGAUCCAAGUGAACGUUUCGAGAAAAAGGAAAAUAAAGAAAGACCAUUUACUAAGGAUGCUGAUUUGUCAAAUUCAUUUGGAACAUAUGCGUUCCGCCUCCCCGAUGACAGCGGCGAGGGAGGACUGUGGGUAACCUACGAGGAUCCAGACACUGCUGGCAAGAAAGCCAAUUAUGUGAAGACGAAGAAACUUGGAGGAGUGUCUAUCGUAGAUUUGUCCAUGGAUGACUUCCGUGGUCUUUGCAACGGGGAGAAGUACCCUAUUCUCAGAGCCGCUAAAUAUAGAUUGUAAUACUAGGUAAUUUAGGUAUAUUAUAUAUUGACAUAUGAUUAAUAUCAGGCAUUUAUUUUUAGCAAUUGACUAGUGCUUUUAAACGGAUUACAUUUUUCAGUAAAAUUGACAUAUUUCUAAUGUUAUAUUAUUGAUUUAAUUUAAUGUUUAUCUAGUUGGUAAAUUUUAGAUAUGAUCUUUAUUUCACGUCUUUGACUCCUGUGUGCGUAGUGCGGCUUUGUUAUUUACAUUUCACCAUCGAGUCGCUUCGCAGGUACUCGUCUUUGAAAGAGAGAGAGUCAAAGAGUUUACUGCGGCAAAUUGAGGGCAAUGCAUUGAAUUAUUUCUAGUUUAUUUACAUUCAUACUUUAUUAGCUUCCAUUUUAACUACACUGUGUCUGUGUUAUUAAUUUAUUUAUUUAUUUCUUUCUUUCUUUUAUCGAUUAGAUAGUGAUAAGUGAAAUGCAAACCCGCACUUCGCCCUGUGUACUAAUAUGAUGUAGGUUGUAAUAUUAUAUUAUAUUUGUAAGUUCAUAAAAUAAUAAGAGCUCCACACAUUUGUAUCUAGGUUUAGGUAUUUACUGUUACAACUAGAUUAGCUGGGCCCGCUAAUUGAUGUACCUAUCGAUGAUCGAGGAGCCAAUUCAGAUUUUAAAAGGAAACUUACCACUGUAAAAGAAAUUCCGAAAUUGUGUUUUCUGUGGUUGCCGGACGAUCAUAGAAUAUAAUUAUAUCCGUUUAAAAACACCAAUGUGUUAUUUGGUGUAAAUGAAAGACAAUAUUGUAAUUGAUGUAUUUGAUCUUGUAAUGAAAGAAAAUAUUGUAACUGAUGUAUUUGAUCUUGUAAUGAAAUAAAAUAUUGUAAUUGAA
Molecule: messenger RNA, 2267 nt
Organism: Plodia interpunctella (Indianmeal moth)
Lineage: Eukaryota; Metazoa; Arthropoda; Insecta; Lepidoptera; Pyralidae
Gene: Idgf
Product: chitinase-like protein EN03
Exons: 10
Coding region: 54-1418 (454 amino acids)
Biological process (GO): chitin catabolic process; carbohydrate metabolic process
Cellular component (GO): extracellular region
Molecular function (GO): chitin binding; chitinase activity
Source: RefSeq, a predicted model, not a curated record